GGAAUGAAAUAACAUAAACGCCUCCCUUUCGAGUGAGAUCCACAGAGCGCAAAUCCCUGCGCAGAUCUCCCAGUGACUGUCCCUGGCGCUGAUGUGGACGCACACGCCGAAUCCUGUAGACCUGCCUCAAGAACGCACAGUCGAGUCCACAAGAUGCGCACCAGACGCCACAGCUUGGGAGGAGCUUCGGGAUUUUCCCCCUUGUUUCACGCCACUCUCGAGUGAAGACCCGCUUACAAAAGGAGAUAUAGGGGGAAAGGUGUUGGCACAGCCUUGAUCUGGCAUCUCCCGAUAAAAUGAGCCCACCAGACACAUCCAACAGCACAGAGGAAGGGGAGGCUGGUGAAACCGAUACCUCGAAUCUAUUAAACGACAGCAUGGGUUUACACCCACCUGGUUUCCGCACUGACAUCACCAAGCACCUUGGAGUCCAGAUCACCCUGAUAACAGCUUACUCUCUAAUUAUUCUGCUGGGGCUGCUGGGGAAUGCUCUCGUCAUCUACAUGAUUAUUCGCUACAGGAACAUGAGAACAGUGACAAACUUCUUCAUAGCUAACCUGGCCCUGGCAGACCUCCUGGUGAACACUCUCUGCUUGCCCUUCACUCUGGUCAACACUCUGUUAGACGAGUGGAAGUUUGGGGCUGUGUUGUGCCACAUGCUGCCCUUUGCCCAGGCCCUGAGUGUGCAAGUAUCCGUCUUUACCAUGACUGUCAUCGCUCUGGAGCGCUACCGCUGCAUCGUCUUCCACCUUGGUCGGCGCCUCACAUGGCACUCCAGCUUCCUCAUCAUGGCAUUAACCUGGACUAUGUCUGCAGUCUUGGCAGCACCCCUGGCCAUCUUCAGAGAGCACCGCAAUGAAGAGAUACCUCCCAUCAACCUGCGAAUGGCUGUCUGCUCUGAGAAGUGGCCCCACGGGAUCAGCAGGGGUGGACUCAUCUACAGCCUCUCAAUGCUGCUCCUACAGUAUAUCAUUCCUCUAGCCAUCAUUAGCUAUGCCUACAUCUGCAUCUUGGUCAAACUGAAGAAUCACGUCAGUCCAUCCAGCAGAAACGACAGCAUCAACCGCCGCAAAAACACCACCAAGAUGUUGGCGCUGGUGGUGGUGGUGUUUGCAAUCUGCUGGCUGCCGUUCCACGUGUUUCAGCUUGCCAGUGAUCUGGACCUGGUGCUCAGGUUUAACGAAUACAAACUUAUAUACACAGUGUUCCAUAUUGUGGCUAUGUGUUCGACUUUUAUCAACCCUCUGCUGUAUGGGUGGAUGAAUAAAAACUACCGGAAUGGCUUCCUUAUGGUCUUCCGUUGCGAGGAUAAGCCAGAGUCUUUCCACCCAGAGGGCUCGUUCAGGACGCGCUCCAUAAGAGGGCUGUCUCUGAAUGGUCGUAAUGGUGGGCAGCCUCCCACUGCUGUAUGAGAUAACAGAAUUUAAAAACCCUGUAGAGUAUAACUGAACACAUUGAACGCACCUCUGGUUUGUGGUGCAUGUGGUUCAAAAGUAGCCUUUUGACUUGAAUGGCCUGAUCUUGAGUAUCUAUGCCACUGGAGACGGCUCAAGGCUUUGCAUGUAAAUCGCUUUAUGUAAGGUUCUUCUUUCCUUUGUGACAGUACUGGUGAAAAUACAUUUGUCGAACUUAUUCAAAUAUGUGUUGAAGAUGUUUACUAAGGUGUUUAAUAACUUGGUACAAUGUAUAAUGUGUUCUCUGUAAAUGCUGAGCUCUUGUUGGUAAGUAGUGUCCAAUGAAUUAUGCACUCCACUGCAUACAUUUGCCCAUGUGAGGCUAUUAAUGUGUUCAUACUUACUGAAAGUAAGAUGGUGAAUACUGUGACUGUGAGAACAAGUUAAAUUUUUUGCACUUGUUUUUCUAUUUGAUGCCUGUUCAAAAACAUUUGGAUGAUUUUUCCCCUAAUUAAUCCAAAUUCUGCGUUUUUGGAUUAAUUACAGUGUUCUAGCAGGGUAAUGUUCAAUCCUUAUCCAAGGAAUCCAGAGGAGGCUACCGCUGAUUGUCUAUCCAACCAGGAAGUUAAUUGUGUUCACCUGGCAACCAGCUGUUCCUGAUCAGAUGGAAUCUGAUCAAAGGAAUGGGAUUGAAAACCACUGAACUGUGUGAAGUGAGGGCAACAGGUUCUUUAUAUCUUCAUCACAGAAUGAGGGCAGCUGCUUUGAGGAUAUGUUUAAAAAAAGGCUUUGGAGGAAGUCAUAACAUGGUGUUCUAUAUUCAUUACACUUAGCUGAUAAAGUGUCCUUUGCUGGUUUUCUUUUCAUAAGGGAAACAUGAACACUGUUGAAAUGAUAGGGGGUCUGGGCACACAUAUUGAGCCCCUACUGUACACAAAGUUCCCAGAGUUCAUUUGACAUUCAGGAGAAAUUAUGUUUCAUGCCUCAAUGUCAUUUUGAGACAUUUCAAUUGUGGCAUAUUACAAAAUGUAUUGAACACUGACACCAUAUGUAGACUACUCAGAACUUAUGGGGAUAGUACUUGGUCCAUGUACUGUGGUGCAUAUACCCUGCAUACUUAGGGUAAUACAGGAAAAAUAAACUUCUGUUCCCUGAACUUGACAGCUGGAAAAUCCAUCUAUAGAUGGGGAGACAGAGGGAAAAUAGAAGCAAUCAAAGUGUUUUUCAAAAUACAAAGGUGAGAUUAAACAAAGUUACACAUGUUAACUUUCAGACUUGACUUUGAACAAAACCCAGGGGGUCCAAUAACAUCCAAUAAAGCAUUUAAUGAACAAGCAGACAAA
Molecule: messenger RNA, 2737 nt
Organism: Lates calcarifer (barramundi perch)
Lineage: Eukaryota; Metazoa; Chordata; Actinopteri; Centropomidae
Gene: npy7r
Product: neuropeptide Y receptor Y7
Exons: 2
Coding region: 297-1412 (371 amino acids)
Biological process (GO): G protein-coupled receptor signaling pathway
Cellular component (GO): membrane
Molecular function (GO): neuropeptide Y receptor activity
Source: RefSeq, a predicted model, not a curated record